AUGAACUGCAAUGAGAAAGAACUGAAGGCCAAACUGCACAACAACAGGGCUAUUGCACAUUUUAAACUUGGUAAGAUGAUGAUAUCCAUUUUUUUCUAUUUUGAAGCUAUUGAGUUGUCAAUAGUAGUUUUCUGAAAAAGGUGAUAAUUUUGAAUGCAUGCCCGGAAAAAUUUACAUCUUAUGUUGGCCUCUCAAAUAUACAAAGAAGUAACCUCUUACCCCAGAUAUCAAUGAGCAUCACAAGUUUUUUCCCAAAAUUAUAGUAAUAGUUGGUUUGCAACAUGUAUGGCUAAUCAGAGAUAUUUAUUUCAAUAACAGGAAAUCACCAGGAUUCACUAAGGGAUGCAGAAGCAGCCAUUGAGUUAAAUCCAACUUUCCUUAAGGCAAUUGUGAGAGGUUAGAUAUGUUAGCUGUGCUAUAAUAAUAAUAACAAAAGAACUCAACACUCUAAGGUUAAAUGAGGUUAAAUGGAGUUCAAUCUUGUCUCAAUUGACUUUAAUUAAGAGGUCGAGACCACCCUGAUGUACAUUUGAAUCCAGCUCUUGACUGCUACGCCAUUACUUUCCAUUAAUCAUGAUAAGAAUAUUAUUUUGAACGGGAUGAAGAACUCAAUGCGGAAUGCAAAGCAAAAUUUCAGCAUGAAUAUUUUAGUUCCUUAAGUCCAAUGAGUCACAGGUGUCAGAUAUGUUAAGAGAGUGUCCACGAGAGCACCGGGCAGUCGUGCUACAAGCCAUCCCACCGAUUUCAAUGAAACUUUGGCAGUUUAAAGGGUCUACCCCAAAACUCAAAGAGACAAACUGGUUUCUGUCUUGGUUCUUCCGGGGGGAGAUAGACCACACCCGGUUUUUCUUGGUUUUCACCAAGGAAAUCGCUUCAAAUAGGUAAAAUGUAUGAAGCCCUCACGGCGAUGGUCUUUAACCGAUUACUUUGAGGAUUUGCACACAUAUUUUUACAUCCUUAGUUAAUGUCUGCUGCGAGUAUCAUACAGUUUGAUUGACGGCUUGUCAAUCAAUAGAGGCAAAUAUACGACUUUGGUUUUAGACUUUUCGAUCCAUCCAAAUAUUUGACAACUUUGAGGUCAAAUAUCUCCCGUUGCCAGAAAGCUACAACACUAUUCCUAAUUCCCCUUUAUAACCCAUUAUUUCAUCUCUGAAAAUCAUCAAAAAAAUCUUUGGGCACUACCGUAUUUUUGUCUUGGAUGCCUUUUAAAAUCUGCGACUGUGACAAGUUUCUCUUAACUAUACCUGUCACACAAUUCUUGCUCUAGGCGGUCACUUGACAAAAUAAACCUACAUUUUUUAGCUCUUUAUACAAGAUGAUAGAUCAAGAAAGGUGAAAAAUGUGAAAUACUUUCGAGAUUUUUUGUAGGAUUGGAAAAUUUCACGUUUAGAGAGAUGCAUGUAAACGAAAAAUCAAUGGGAAAAUCGUAGCGUUUCUUUCUUCAGUCGUUUAUUACUUUAUUACUUUUUAUUACAACUUCGGCUUUUACAGACGAGAAAUUCUGCGCUCUCGCUCGAGAGCAAAUAUCAAUACUUCUAUCGGACUAAAAACUGUGCCUCUAUCCCGAAAAUAAAAUUAAAAUAGUGUUGUCGUUGUCACUUACCGCCAUCGAACAUUUCCAUGCAGAACUCCGCUAAGCUAACAUCUGUUGUGUGACCCGAAGACUCUUAGUAGGAAUUAUUCAAGCGCGGUGUUCAUGCUGUCUGCUAGAUAACAAUUUCAGAAUAAUCUGCAGAUCUCUAUGAUUAUUUGCCUGCUUCGAUCGUAAAAUAUCUGCAUAUUUUUUUUCAAGCAUUCUAUUACUACACAUAAAUCUUCAUCUCUCUACAUCGAGUGUUGCUGGCGUUUAAUUGCGUGACUUGUAAAAUUUUUAAAUAAGAAUCUGAGCCAGCAGUAAUUUGACGAGUAGCCUUCCUGCAAAUUUGCCUUGAUGAAAUCCCAAGACAUAGCCAGUUGUUUUCGUGAGCAAAGACAAUAAAUAUGAGAGGAAAGUGAGAUGCAAAUGUCUUCUUUUUUUUUUUAGCUUAAUAUCAGCUUUACCCUCUCCUGCAGUCUUCGUCUAAAUUUUGCAAGGUCUCUCCUUAUCUUCUGCCUUGUUCGGUCAGUUUCGAAUUCUGAAGCUAGAUCAUUGGCAUCGGCCUCUCCUUCCUUAUUCGUAUUUACAGAGGGGGACCUCAUCAAUAAACCAAUUUUUGUUGCGGCAGAUAACCGGCUGAAGUAUCGAGCGAUUUGCUGCUGUAUCAACCGGUCAGUCUUAGACAACAUUUCUGGCUGGUGUCGUCUCUUAAACUCGAUAUUUGGGAAAUCACAUUAGAGGUGGUUGCCUUACUAGUUUCCUCCCUUGUCCAGCACACUAGAUCUCUUGGAGAUAAUUCUCUGCUUUCUGAGAAAAGGUGGCUGUUUUUUGUGUUUUCCAAAGAGUCCAUCCAAAGUCUUCUUGGCUAGUUAGGGAUUGUUCGUCAGACUUUUUACCUGAGGUCCGACCUCGAACGUAGCCGUCCCCUAUAGAAUGGCAAGCCGGUCUUAGUCCAUUUCCUCUUGAUCUUAUCCUAGGCAGAAUUUUUUUGUCGGUUUCACUGUCUUUGUCUUUUUUAGGGUACAUUUGGAUGGCAGCCAAUGACUGAAACGUCCUCAGCUGAUACAUCCUUCUUUUAGCAAGAAUAUCUCGCUUUCUUGUUCCGUCUAUGACGGAUUGGGUAUAGUUCUUGCGAUGACCCGCGUUCAGAAAUAUGUGCACGUUGCUGAUAACCACCCGCUUGUACGACUAGUUUGCUGAAGGUUUCUAAUGUGACGAGCCUAGUGAGACCCUGAGGUGCUUCAAACUGUGCCAGUUGGUCUAUAAACUUGUCGCAGCUCUUAAGUCAGAGGGAGGAUCGCCUACCUCUAUCUAUGUGAGCGUCUCUACAGUACCUGUGUAUCCCUAUCAAUCAUAUGAUGUAAAGUUCAUCUCAGUCACAAAUCACCAGUUAGGAAAACUGAUGUUCAGAUAGGCGCUCUUCUUGCCCUUCUUCCUUAUUCAUUGUCGACUCCAAGAUAGCAGCGACAGUAGGCGUUCUAUUUAGGUUUACAGUCACCUUGCCGCCACCAGAAAGACUCGCCACCAGCUUUGAUUUCUUCUACCAUCUGCAGAUUCAGCUCUCUCUCACUUUAUGUCUCCGAUUUUUAUGAGGAGGAUAGUGGCAUUUACGAACCCGAAGGUCUGAAUCUCACACCAAGUUGUGCACGAUAUUUGAGGUACAUCGUGAAAUCGCGGCCUUCGUCAUCUCCAAAUAAGCCACUACGCGCUAGAAUAAGCUUCAUCUCGGACGAAACGCAUGUUUGGGAUACAUCGACGUCUCUCAAAUGUUUUUUUUAAAGCUGUAUACCCACGAAUUUAGAGGUGUGAGCUGUUGCCGUCCCUGGCCAGCGCGAGAAAAGUAACAUUUGGUUGUACAGUUAGUUGCAAAUGAACAAGGCAACUGCACCAUCUUGACUUACCAAUUCGAGUGUUAGAUUGAAUUGAGGGCUUUUUAGACACUCGAUUUCUUAUAUGGUAUCACUAUGAAGACGUAAUACAACUGACACACCUACACUGCAUAGGAUUAACAAUGUCUGUUGUGCUGUUGCGAGAAGGAGGAAAAUAUUACCGGAAGUGUACGCUCUUUUUAAAAAGAGUUUCAGAGACGUUUCAGAAAUGUCUAUCUUUGAUCGGCUGUCACAAAAAAAUGAUCCCCACUUAAAUUUACUAGGAAAAAUGAACUUACCCACUGCUUGUUGAAAAAAUUGGAAUUCAUUUGACCGAUGCGCCGGUUGUUUCAAUUUUUCUUUUUCUUCGGGCUGCUGUGAAACAGUUCAUAAAUUGACUAAUGAAUAAAUUGUUUUGAAAUACCGUUCGGGAUUUGCCUUUUUUUUCUGCGUGCAAAUCAAGGGUAGACAAAGUUUUUAAAACAUUUGACUUGAAUUUCAUGGAGUUCACCUCGAUAAUUCUCGUCGGCAAGAGUCAAGACGCGCCAAGCUGAGCGACAUCGCCCUCCAUUAAAAAAAAUUUUCCAAAGAAUAAACGUGGCGAGCGUGAGGAAACGCACAUUUUUUUCAUCAUUGUGAUCAAAGCCCAAUUAUGUACCUAAAUUGGUACUUACGGUAUCAAACCAUUGAUUAUGAUAGGGUGAGCUCAGUUUUUCUGUCGAGAUCGACGUGACUUCACAUUAAAAGCAUUUUUGACGGAACAAACUACACUGCACGUACUGAGAAAGUAAAAACUUGUAUUUAUCUCCCACGCGUUUCGUUUGACAAUAGUAGACUUCAUCAAGGAUUUUUUCAAGUAGAGUAAAUAAGCUUGCUCAUAUACAAAUAGUAAAUAAGUUGUCUCUUUACUAUUGAAGUCAGUGGAUAGAAUACAUCAGGUGCGCCUACGGUGUUAUACAUGCGUGACAUUUUCCGGACGUUACACUUACGAGUACGUGAUCCGUUUAAGGGUCACAGAUUUAGUGUAAAUAUUUCACUUCUCAACAUCACCCAAUGUCUCUAGUUUACAGAGGUCUUAGAACGUUUCAUUAUGGAGUUGCCUUCUGCGGAUAGAAGAUUACAAGCGAAUUUCUCAGGCGUAAUUGCCUUUGAUUUCUCAAGUGAUGUUGUCGCAAACACAGUUUUUGGGAGUCACGAGACAAAAAAAACUUAUCAGGACCUAGUUUCAUGUUCUAAUGGAAAUAAAUAGAAAAUAAAGACACAUUUUCUUGACAAAUAAAGUCACAAAUGACGGGGGUUCUCUAAAACAAAUAGUGAUAGAAAAAUAUUUCAGUUCUGGUCAAUAUUGACUUUUCAUGGCCUACUUCCAAAUCUGAGAGAACGUGCUGAGGGAAUAAAAAAAACAUAAAUGUGUGAUAAUGGAAUGAAAGAGAAUGAAAAUAGAAAUAAAGAAAAAGGAGAAAACAUAGGAACCCGUGUUGCAGCGUGCAGAUAUCUUUUGAACCAGACCUACACACAUAAGCCCGACACCAGCCAGAGAAACUCGAAAGAGUCCUGUAUAUGAACUAGCUCGCACGUGCACGCAGGAAAGGCCAUGACAAUCAACGAAAAUAAUAGCAAAUGCAGAUGAUAUUUGCAGUCAAAAAACAGGAAAAUAAGAUAACAGAAGGAUUAGGAACUUUCUAGAAGUUUCUUCUUGAAAAAAAAAAGAUGAACAAUUUUUACUUCUCAUAAAAGGUCACGCAGUGACCCUACAAAUACUAUUCCUAUACGUGGAAUUUCUUGAUGGUGGAAAGUGGAAAAAACAUUUUCCAGUCUUAUUUAUUGGAAACAUGGCGUAGUUAAUGAAUUUAUGGGGCUAUUGAUAUUUCCUAACAAAUAAGGGGGGCAGAGUUUCCCGUCAUUCGCGGUAUGGAAAAGUCGAAGUUGUUACACUCGCGAACUUGUACGUCAACAAGCAGGCGACAUGUGACUUUAAAAUCUCCCCUCCUGUUACAGUUUCCUUUUUGUAAACUGUGCGAUAAUGAUAAUAGACGAUCAGAGUAUAGGCUAAUGAAUGUUUUGUUCUGUACAAGAGCCCUAUGUCCUGAUUUUAGCAAAUCUUCAAAGUAAUAAACGACUGAAGAAAGAAACGCUACGAUUUUCCCAUUGAUUUUCCGUCAACAUGCAUCUCUCUAAACGUGAAAUUUUCCAUUCCUACAAAAAAUCUGGAAAUUUUUCACAUUUUUCACCUUUCUUGAUCAAUCAUCUUGUAUAAAGAGAUAAAAAAUGUAGGUUUAUUUUGUCAAGUGACCGCCUAGAGCAAGAAUUGCGUGACAGGUGUAGUUGAGAGAAACUUGUCACAGUCGCAGAUUUUAAAAGGCAUCCAAGACAAAAAUACGGUAGUGCCCAAAGAUUUUUUUGAUGAUUUUCAGAGAUGAAAUGAUGGCUUAUAAAGGGUAAUUAAGAUUAGUGUUGUAGCUUUCUGGCAACGGGAGAUAUUUGACCUCAAAGUUGUCAAAUAUUUAGAUGAAUCAAAAAGUCUAAAAACACAGUCGUAUAUUUGCCUCUGUUGAUUGACAAGCCGUCGAUCAAACUGUCUGAUACUCGCGGCGGCCAUCAUCUAAGGAUGUAAAAAUAUGUGUGCAAAUCUUCAAAGUAAUCGGUUAAAUACCAUCGCAGUGAGAGCUUCAUACGUUUUACCUAUUUGAAGCGAUUUCCUCGGUGAAAAGCAAGAAAAACCGGGGGGGUGGUCUAUCUCCCCCCGAAAAAACCAAAACAGAAACCAGUCUGUUUUUUUGAGUUUUGGGGUAGACCCUUUAAACUGACAAAGUUUCUUUGAAAUCGGUGAGAUGGCAUGUAGCACGACUGCCCAGUGCUCUCGUGGACACGCUCUUAAGUCACUAUCUAGCUGUUUUAAAAAGAAGGAUCAGGACUUACCUCACUCUUAGUGUUUUUGUGGGAGUUGUUGAUCCCAAUUUAAGUGUUCUUAGAAGUUUCAGUUGUCUUUAAGGCUAAAUAAAUCUAACUGAAACCUAAUAGGGCCUGUUUAUUCUUUUCCGUUUAGCUUUUUUGUAUUGUUUUGUUUUGUCUUUUUUUUUUCUUCUGGUCUGUAAUGAUUUCAAUUGUUUCAGGUUCUUUUCUCAAAAUUGAGCUACAGUAAUAAUAUGCUUCCUUGUGUUGUUGCCUACAGGAGCCACUGCUUGUGUUGAAUUGAAGAGAUUUGAAGAAGCAAUCACUUGGUGUGAUAAGGGACUAGCUGUAUCCUUUGAAGGAAUCUUUCAUUUUUAACCGUGGGUAUAAUGGAAAAAGUUUCCAUAAUUUGAUGUUUCAAGGGAGAAAAUACAAAGAAGGGUAUUAAUUAUGAUGGUAACUUGUCAGCUCAUAUACUUUAAGUGUGUGUGAUUAAAAACAUAGGAGAAGUUAUUACCUCAUGACUUAUUAAUGAAAUUACUCCUUUUAGCCAAUUUGACCUAGUUCUACUAUCCAUGCCAAUAACUGGUACAUUAGUUUAAAUAAUCCUUUAAUUUCCCAGACCAAAUUUGUAAUUAUCCUUACUGUCAACCAUACAAUUCUUGUAAUGUUAGUACAGAGAAUUCAGUAAUGCAUCAACUAACUAUUUUUAAAUUGAUAUAUAUUUUUUUUACUCUCAACACUUAUCUGAUUGAUAUUGUAUUGCUAUUGUAAGGAGAAAUUCUCUUUUGGUCACUCACGGGAGUUAAAGGGUUAGAAGACUAAUAUUCAUCCAAUUUAUACAUAGUACUUGGGUAGAUGAUCUCUCUAAAACAAGCCAGAACAAAAAGCUCGGUAAUGUUUACAUAUCUUAUGCAGAUUUUCUUGCCUUCGACCUUUUUCCACUACUUAGAGACUCAUAAACUUUCUUUGUGCUUUCCUAUGGACAAAUAACAAUUUUAAAGACAUGUAUUUGUGUUAUAGACUCAUUUCUUCCACUGCAGGCAAACAUUUUUCUGAUGUUAAGGCUAUAUUAAUUUAAAAAUUGAACAAGUGCUGCUCAGUUUUUGGAUACUAGAGAUUAAAUGUAGAUAUUUCGCGUUAAAGUUUGAGGCUGCACACAGAAAAAAUAUUUUUUGAAGUGUAGAUUUACUUCAUAACUGACUUUAGGACUGAAUGUUGAUAAAUCAUCCACCUUUCAUGCAAAGGCCUCCUAAUGGGCCAUUUUAUAGUUGUGUACUUAGCUGCCAAGCCUUUGAUUUGGAGUAAGGCUGAAGGUGACCUUGUUGUGAUAGAGACCGAUAUCUAGAAACGAUAAUAACAAAGUAGUUUGCAUUUAAAAAGCAGCAAUGUUUUUAUCAUAACAAGGUCACCCUUAAUCAUGGUUCUUGUUCAGAGGUUUGGGAACCAAGCACGCAAAUGUUAAAAUGGACUAUAACAUAUCAAUAUGAUCAGAAACAUAAUCUUUUUUGUUUUUUCCAUAUUUUUAACCCUUAACAUAAAAAAGAUCAACAAAAACAAUAGGUUGUUGUUGUUAUUAAGACUUCAGUCUGUCAGUGAAGUGGGAGAUAACUCCAUGGAGGAAAAAGAUCCUAUUAGUCAGGACCACGGUAGUGCAAGUUCAGGUGAUGUCAAGAAAGUCAUAUAUCUCUAUAAUCAGGGAAAAGAAGCCAUAGAGUACCAGAACCUACAUCUUAAAAUAGCUAAAGAAGUAGGAGACAAGCAUGGGGAGGGUUGUGCUUAUUGCAAUCUUGGCAAUGCUUAUUUUAGUCUGGGUGAUUUCAAAAAAGCCAUAGAGUACCACAACCUACAUCUUAAAAUAGCUAAAGAAGUAGGAGACAAGCAUGGGGAGGGUAACGCUUAUGGCUAUCUUGGCAAUGCUUAUUUUAGUCUGGGUGAUUUCAAAAAAGGCAUAGAGUACCACAACCUACAUCUUAAAAUAGCUAAAGAAGUAGGAGACAAGCAUGGGGAGGGUAACGCUUAUGGCAAUCUUGGCAAUGCUUAUGACCGUCUGGGUGAUUUCAAAAAAGCCAUAGAGUACCACAACCUACAUCUUAAAAUAGCUAAAGAAGUAGGAGACAAGCAUGGGGAGGGUGUUGCUUAUGGCAAUCUUGGCAAUGAUUAUCAAAGUCUGGGUGAUUUCAAAAAAGCCUUAGAGUACCACCACCUAGAUCUUAAAAUAGCUAAAGAAGUAGGAGACAGGCAUGGGGAGGGUGUUGCUCAUUGCAAUCUUGGCAAUGCUUAUCUUUUUCUGGGUGAUUUCAAAAAAGCCAUAGAGUACCACAACCUACAUCUUAAAAUAGCUAAAGAAGUAGGAGACAAGCAUGGGGUGGGUAACGCUUAUGGCAAUCUUGGCAAUGCUUAUCAACGUCUGGGUGAUUUAAAAAAAGCCAUAGAGUACCACAACCUACAUCUUAAAAUAGCUAAAGAAGUAGGAGACAAGCAUGGGGAGGGUAACGCUUAUGGCAAUCUUGGCAAUGCUUAUCACCGUCUGGGUGAUUUCAAAAAAUCCAUAGAGUACCACAACCUACAUCUUAUAAUAGCUAAAGAAGUAGGAGACAAGCAUGGGGAGGGUAACGCUUAUGGCAGUCUUGGCAAUGCUUAUGACCGUCUGGGUGAUUUCAAAAAAGCCAUAGAGUACCACAACCUACAUCUUAAAAUAGCUAAAGAAGUAGGAGACAAGCAUGGGGAGGGUUGUGCUUAUUGCAAUCUUGGCAUUGCUUAUCGCCAUCUUGGUGAUUUCAAAAAAGCCAUAGAGUACCACAACCUACAUCUCAAAAUAGCUAAAGAAGUAGGAGACAAGCAUGGGGAGGGUACUGCUUAUGGCAAUCUUGGCAUUGCUUAUCAACGUCUGGGUGAUUUCAAAAAAGCCGUAGAGUACCACAACCUACAUCUUAUAAUAGCUAAAGAAGUAGGAGACAAAUCCUUGGAGGCAAUAGCCAACCAUUCAUUAGGAUUGUUUUUUGAGUUGCAAGGUAGACUGCCAAAAGCCGUUGAACAUUACCAAGCUAGCAUAAACUUAUUCAAUUCCUUGAGAGUACUUCUAAUAUCUAAAGAUGAGUGGAAAGUUAAUUUUCGAAAUCAGCAUCAAGUGGCGUAUACGGGUUUGUGGAGAGUUCUCGUAGAACAAGGUAAUGUAGAUGAAGCCUUAUUUGUUGCUGAGAAAGGACGAGCUCAAGCUCUGACCGACCUCAUGCAAUUCAGUUUUUGUGGUGGAACAAGUCACCACAAGGGAGAAGAUGAAGAUUGCGCAGUUUUAAAAAACGUUCCAUCAAACACUGUCUUUCAGGCAGUGGACGAAGCUAACGUCCAUCUUUGGGUUGUGUCCGAAGGUAAACAAGUUCAGUUAAGACAAAGUAAAAUGAAAGGUUUUUUUUCAGAGAAUAGUGGAUUAAGCCUGUCCUUUGAGUCGUUCAUGCUCGGUGUCUAUACACAACUUGGUGUUCUUUAUAAUGUGAGAUGCGAAAAUCGAUCUUUAGAUGCUUUGAGGGAGGGCCGUUUAAAAGUGGAUGACAAAACCAAAGAAGCCAAGCCUCAACCUCACAUCCAACAAGACGGAUGCUUGAGCACUUUGUAUGAUAUCGUUAUGAAGCCGGUGGCUGACUUGAUUGAAGGGGAUGAGCUACUCAUUAUUCCUGAUGGACCCCUGUGGAUCGCUCCUUACGCUGCAUUGAAGGAUGGUAAUUCUAAAUACCUGUGUGAAUCGUUCACAAUCCGAGUCGCUCCAUCGUUAGCAAGUCUUAGACUCAUUGCCGAUUGCCCAGAUGAUUAUCACAAAAGCAGUGGUGCGUUACUUGUAGGAGGUGCGUGGUUAUCCGAGGUUACUAACAGCGAGGGAGAGAAAGUCUUCGAGGAGAUUCCGUGUGCUAAAGAAGAAGUAGAAAUGAUCGGAAAAAUUCUGAAUAUCACGCCAAUCACUGGCAGUCAGGCCACGAAACGUGAGGUGUUGAAAAGACUCAGUUCCGUUUCCCUAGUUCACUUUGCGGCAUACGGAUGUAUGGAAACUGGCGAAAUUGCUCUUACACCUGACCCAGACCGAAUAUCUACUGUGCCAACGCAGGAGGAUUGCAUUUUAACAAUUGGAGAUGUGUUGAAUGCUCAACUUCGGGCCAAACUUGUUGUGCUUAGUUGCUGCCACAGCGGCCGGGGCGAGAUCAAGGCUGAAGGUGUGGUUGGCAUUGCGCGCGCUUUUAUGGGGGCUGGUGCUCGGUCUAUUGUGGUGUCCCUGUGGGCGAUUGAUGACGAGGCUACUUUUGAGUUCAUGAAAUACUUUUAUCAACAACUUGCAGGAGGUAAACCAGCAAGUGAGUCACUGAACCUGGCCAUGAAAAGCCUCAGAGAAUCAGACAAGUUCUGCGACAUCAAAUACUGGGCGCCCUUUUUGCUGAUUGGAGAUGACGUCACUCUUGACUUCAUGGCAAAGGAAAGAGAAAAUUGGAAUAUGAAAUCACAUAAAUGA
This is a messenger RNA of Pocillopora meandrina, 10834 nucleotides long. The record is from the annotation of a GenBank genome assembly. NCBI's taxonomy places the organism in Eukaryota, Metazoa, Cnidaria, Anthozoa, Scleractinia, Pocilloporidae.